Molecule: messenger RNA, 1002 nt
Organism: Mercenaria mercenaria
Lineage: Eukaryota; Metazoa; Mollusca; Bivalvia; Venerida; Veneridae
Exons: 3
Coding region: 151-903 (250 amino acids)
Cellular component (GO): extracellular region
Molecular function (GO): chitin binding
Source: RefSeq, a predicted model, not a curated record
UUUUCGGAAAGUAGGCGUAAGUGUACUAGUUCAAAUGGUAUAAAAAGGACGCACGCAUUCUAAAUUCUGUACUAAGUCUUUAGCAGUAUAAUAAUAAUUUUUUGAUUUACUUAAUUUCUUUUGAGCAUAAAGUAUUUCUUUAUUAUAAACAUGUUUAGAAUGGAAUCAUCGCAUUGCAUUGCUUUUGUGGCUUUACUUUUAUGUUCAUCUGUUCUGUCAGAAUUAUGUGAAAAGACAUUGGAAAGUAACAUAAAAUGGAGCCGCCAUCCGGACGACUGCUCGACAACGUAUAUGUGUUUGCUUGGAAAGGUUGUGUUAUACAGGUGUCCUUCAGGAUACGUCGUUGGUUUAGACGAGGUCACGUGCAUUCUUGCUGGUUCACAAUUUGAUGAUUGUACUGAACUUGAACGUAUUAAGUUAGAAGACGUUGAAAUUGAGCCACUGAAUGUUGCGUCGUCAUGUAAAGAAGGGGAAACUGUGCCUGACAAAAAUAAUUGUGCGAUGUAUUUCGAAUGUGUAGCUCUUCAGGAUGGGAACACUACAAUGCUGUCUCAAGAGUGUGCAUAUCCGUUUCUGUUCGAUACACAGUCUAGAAAAUGCGAGCAUUUCAAAGAUGUAGACUGCCAAUCAGGCCAGACUGUACCAAAGAGUCCAUGUGAUUACAAAGCUCUCCAGUGUACGUCUGCUCAUUGCGUUCCUUGUAAUAUCCGGUUUCCCACGUGCACCGGACUUCCGGACGGAUUGAACCCCUGGGUUGGUCGUGAAUGGACACCAGAUUACGUCAUGUGUGAAGAAGAAAGGGUCACUCUCCAAGGACAAUGCAAAAGUGAGAAGGAACCACGCGUUUUUCAUCCAGAUGAAAAGACAUGCGUUGAAUAUGACGUCAAAAAGAUUGUCGGAUAAGAACAAAAGGACACUCUCACCUGCACCGAAUCUCAACAUACUCAUUGAACACUUAAAUUAAGUUUUAUAAUACUCGAUGAAUAAAUUAUUGUUCAUAGA